This is a messenger RNA of Aricia agestis (brown argus), 990 nucleotides long. Its product is annotated as glucose-induced degradation protein 4 homolog. The transcript is spliced from 4 exons. NCBI's taxonomy places the organism in Eukaryota, Metazoa, Arthropoda, Insecta, Lepidoptera, Lycaenidae. The record is from RefSeq and is a predicted model, not a curated record. Bases 281 to 892 code for a protein of 203 amino acids. Gene Ontology annotation, biological process: protein targeting to vacuole; protein catabolic process in the vacuole; negative regulation of gluconeogenesis. Gene Ontology annotation, cellular component: GID complex; extrinsic component of membrane.
UGGUACUGAUGAAUUGUGCUUCAACGUGCGUUUUUUGACUCAAAACUUUCACUUCCUGUGUUUUAAUUGCCUUUUUGUUGUAAAAUAACUGAUUUACUUUCGGAAAAUAUUAUUGCCUCCUCCUCCUUAUCGCUGAGGUAUCGGAUACCUACUUUGUAUAGAAGCUGCUGGAACAAAACUACCUGUCAUGAUCAUGUCGAAGUAGAAUAGACACUGGUUGUUUAUCUGUCAUUAUUUUGAGAUCAUACACAAUAGGGUCGAAGAGUUAAAUGGGAAAAUAAUGCCCGUUAAAGUUGAUAUAACUCCACCGCCCCCAGCGAACUCUAAACAGCCGGGAGUAACGAAGUCUCUGCUAUACAACGGCUCAAAAUUUCAAGGGCACCAAAAGUCCAAAGGAAAACUAUACGAAGUCGAAGUUGUGUUACAGCAUGUCGACGAAGAAAACUCAUACCUUUGUGGAUAUUUAAAAAUAAAGGGUUUAACGGAGGAGUUUCCUACGCUCACAACCUUUUUCGAUGGAGAAAUUAUAUCUGCCAAAUAUCCUUUUCUCACCAGAAAAUGGGAUGCCGAUGAAGAUGUUGAUAGGAAACACUGGAGCAAAUUUGACCUAUUUGUACCAUACCUGAAAACAUUCAAUUCGGACUCAUUCGACUAUGAUUCUCUCGCAAAGGCUGAUUAUGUUUUUAUGAGGUGGAAGGAACACUUUUUAGUGCCCGAUCACACAAUUAAGGAUAUCAAUGGUGCUUCUUUUGCUGGAUUUUAUUACAUUUGCUUUCAUAAGUCAGCGGCUACCAUAGAGGGUUACUAUUAUCACAGAAGCUCAGAGUGGUUCCAAUCUCUAACACUAAGCCAUGUUCCGGAACACAGCAUCCAGAUUUAUGAGUUCAGAUGAAAUAUCGGCGGUGACCCCCAAUUUUGGAUGAAUAUGUGUUUUGUUUCUGAUAGUACUUACUUGUUCAUUAAGUAAUAUCUAUUUGAUUUAAAAGACAA